AUGAAUUGUAGAUCUGAAGGAGAUGGUGAACAUCAAAUUAUGAAAGACCAAGAAGUUCCUCAGAAGAUCUCUUAUGCUAACAUCAUUAAACCUGCGUCUCUAAGAAAACCUGAUGUUCUUGUUCAUCGUUGUGUCAUUAUUCAGCCGGUGGUUAACAACGGGGUGAUUUCCAUCAAGAUUCCGGAGUCAAUGUAUCAAGAUCGCAUCAAACAAUUUCAACAUGCGCUGAUUGGGAGAGUGCUCCUCCGCAAAGGAGAAAAGCCUAGGUUGGUUUCGGAUUUGAAGAAAGAACUACAAGUGUUAUGGCAGCCAAAGUCGGAUUGGAAACUUAUACCAAUGAGUAAAGGUUUCUACACUCUGAAAUUCACAACAGCUGAAGACAAAUUUAAUGCAAAAUGUAAGAGCUCUUGGAGUCUUGCCUCGGGCACGCUUAGGCUACGAGAUUGGGUUAGAAACUUCGACCCGUAUAAAGAAAUUUCUUCUAUUUGUCAAGUUUGGAUGCGUAUCUACUAUUUGCCGGUUGAAUAUUGGACUAAAGAGAUCAUAUCGAGUAUUGGCAACUCGGUGGGAGUGCCUAUCAAAGUGGAUGGAGUUACAGCUGAUGGGGAUGUAGGACACUUCGCUAGGGUUUUAGUGGAGGUGGAUCUGGCACUUCCUCUACCAGAUUCGGUUCAUGUUGAUUGUCCGGAUCAAUACUUUUAUGUUGAACUUGGAUAUGAACAAUUGCCACAUUUUUGCACCAAAUGUAAAAUCACGGGCCAUACUUUGGAUAAAUGUAACAAACGUAGCAUUGGGAAAGUGAUUGAGCAGCCGGAUAAUUCCAAGGAUGGGAACGUGGUUGAUGCUGCCACAGAAAAAAGAAAUACUAAGGGUGAUGAGGAUUUCCAGUUUGGGAGACCGAGGUCGACCUGGCAACCCAAACCCGCUAAGGAAAAAGCGAUGGCUUCGGAUAACAGGUUUAGUGUGUUGGAUGCUCAGAACCUUUCCGGACCGGAUCUCUUGGAAGCUAUCACUAAACCUGUUAGUGAGAAAGAUUUACAGGAGAUGGGGCAUGAAAGCAUUCCAGCUGAGUCGGUUUCAGAGGAAGAAGAUGUUGAGCAUACAGAGAUGGAGCAGGAUCCUAAUGUUUCUUGCUUGAUGGCCGAACAGCAGAAUAAUCUGACUGAUGCUGCCGAGGAAACGAAAAGGGAGAUGGAGUCUCCGGUUGAAACGCAAAGGGUUGAAACUGCUGCUGCUACUGAGAAAGCUGAAACUGAUUUGAUUUUGAGUGAGACCAGUGUGCAGAAUCUGUUGGAAAAGGAAAUUAAAGUGCAACGAGUGGUUAACUUGGUGCAGAAUAAGAGCACAGAGGGGCUCAGCAAGGAUAAGGAGCCUUUGCAAACUGCGAAGAAGAAAGGUAGACAACCGGGACAAACUAGAGUUGAUCGUAAACUGGUCCUGACCACGGACAACAUUAAAGAUCUUCUCAGACGACCACCUGACAUGAGAGCUGAACCAAAUACUGAAUCGAUGGAACUUAUCAAAGAUCAACUUUACAAAGCUUGGGAGGCUGGAGGAACACCCCGUGAUUUUGUGAUUACUAAUGAUGGAUCGCCGAGUGCCAGAACGAUGACAAAGGUUGCAGCGAAAACUUGGGCAGAAGAAGUGGAGAGGGAGGAAUCCCUAGCCACAAAAAACUAA
Molecule: messenger RNA, 1680 nt
Organism: Salvia miltiorrhiza (redroot sage)
Lineage: Eukaryota; Viridiplantae; Streptophyta; Magnoliopsida; Lamiales; Lamiaceae
Exons: 1
Coding region: 1-1680 (559 amino acids)
Source: RefSeq, a predicted model, not a curated record